AUGGGUGCGGGAUUUCACGUGAUUCCGGACGCGGGUGUGGUGUACGCGUCGACCAAGGUCGAGAUACACGGGUCAGGGUACGCGCAGGCGUAUCUACCGCCGUUAGGGUGUAGGUUCGGCGAGGUGGUCGUGGACAAAGAUGCGAGCUCGAGCACGUCAGAGAAGAUUGAGUGUCCAAACGUGACGAGCGCCCUUGCGGGCUUCGUCGCGGUGGGAAUAGCGCAGUAUACGAACAGAAGAUACGUUCCCGGCGCGGACGAUGUCGUGGUCUCGAAAUCACUAGACGUCUCCUUCGAGUUUGUGAAGCCGUGGAAGUUGACGUGGGUAAAUCCGGAAUACGUGUACAAGAGCGGCGGCGAGACUCUGCGACUCACAGGACAGCAUUUCCGCCCCGGGAUGCAGUGUACGUUCGUGGAAUCAUCUCUUACCUCAGGGUUUAGAUUUGUGUCGUCCGCCCUGGCGACGUGCGAGACGCGCGCAUCGAGCGAGAGCACGGGCACGGUGGACCUUAGUCUCACGCCGGCGCAUGCCGUUGGUGGCACCACAGCCGGUGUUGAUUAUCAAGUUGCACCCAUAAUCGACGGUCCGGUGGAGUCCACCUCGGCGAUUGGGAGCGAUGUCACGAUUCAGGCCUCGAAUUUGGCGUCCUUUAACGGCGCAAGCGCAUCAUUCACAGCGAGUCCGGUGCGGAUUGGAUGUUGGUUUAAUGGUAUUUGGGUUGAAGCAACGCUCGUGAGUACUCGAGCGCUGAAGUGCACGACACCCAACGUCGUCAAGGGUGAUGUAUCACUGAGCGUCAUGGAUAUGUAUUCUCAGAGAAUGUUCCCUACGAACUCGUCGCAGACGGGAUGGUUCACGACAUUCUCUGUCUUAGAGGGUGAAACCAUUGACCACAUUAUUCCUGAGAUCGGGAGCGCUAUGCGAAGUUCGCCAGCUGAUUCUUCAACCCUCAUAGAAUUUUAUGGAGACGCUUUAAUAGCUGGCUCUCGAUCGAUUGCGGCACGAAUAUGCAAGACGUUGAACCCAGAGACGCUCCCUGUGUUACUGCCUGUGUUGGUAACGGGUCAAAGCAAGAGUAAGUGUGACUUCCCCACGGAGCCUAGCGAGACAGUUGCGCUCGAAACAUUGACAUAUGGCUUCCAUGCAGUACUGCAGGGUGUGGUACGGCACCCCGGGGCGCAGUUCCAAGUCGUAUCUCCGCCCCAAGUGACGUCAGUGGUACCAGGAUUCCUUAGAGAGGCGACGAUUGCGACGUUUUCUGGACAGAACUUGAAGAAUGAAUGGUCACCGACAAAGUGCACUUUCGAUGGAACAUCUUCUGAUGCGUACGUUAUUUCGAGUGCUCUCUUGCGAUGUAUCAUACCUCUUUAUGACGAUCUCCCCUUGGGAUCUUCAACUUCGGCGCACACAAUUGUUUUGGGGGUGACUUUUAACGUGCUGACGAGCGCGGCGGGAGUGUCGUCAAUCGCGUGGGUGCCGAUCGCAAGCAAUUUGGCUAGCAUCACACCAAGUGUGGGGGCAACCAGUGGAGGUACUAGGACCGUCUUAAAACUGAGUGGAGAAACUAUUCCGACCGCCUCGUACUAUACACCGUCCUGUAGAUUUGGAACCAUAGUGACUUCAGCGAUACAUGUGCCGGGAGGCGGGGUGGCUUGCACUUCACCUGCCCAUGUUUCGCAGAACGUUACUGUUGGGAUUGACGAGGAGUCGGCGGUGGAGUUUCAAUAUGUCCCUGAUAUUGUCGUGACCUCUGUCAGUCCUCCGGCGCUUCCACAAACCGGUGGAUACCUCAGUGUUUAUCUGGAAUCAGCUCUGAACUAUUCGUAUUCCGCAGAAUGUGUCUUUGUGACGAGUGGUGGAGACAAGGUGAAGACUUCUCUUGCCGUAGAUGCCAACGACGGAGUGCUCAAGUGCGAAGCACCUGAAACCGGCAUCGGAUUCGCCACCAUGGCAGUUGUCUUUGCAACGACGAGUAUGAAUAACACAGCGUUCAUUGAUGAAGCUGCAGGUAACUACGUGGAGAUUGAAGUGCGAGUUGCAACGCCGUCUGUAGACGUUUUCCUUCCAACCGGGGCGAACUGGGUUUAUGCCGAGGACGUGAUCCAUGUGACGACGUCCGACGGCUCUCUGCUCGGUGGAAGCGCGGAAUUCGGGGGUUAUUUAUGUUCUUUUAUUCGAGCCGCGCAGAGCGGUGGAUCGGUAUAUGUUUCCACAGCGACGAAGUUGUCAGCUGCGAUGCUUAAGUGCGAGGUACCCGAUAUGGACACGUUGGUGCCGGCAGCAGAAAGUGGCUUCGAGGUUUUGGUAAGUAUUUGUACGGAAAAUGAGUUUCUCGUGGGUCAGUGUACCAGUCUAGCGGGCACGCGCUUGAGGUACGAAAAGAAGAUGAAUGUCACGUCAAUAUCACCAGUCAACGGUACGGAGGCAGGGGGCGAUCUUGUGGUGUUGGUUGAUUCCGCGACCAUAAAGGGUUUCGGCGCAAACGUGCCAAGUUGCAGGUUUGGUACCAUCUACCCCGUCUCGGCGAGUGGUGUCGUAGGGGUGUCUGCAGCAGGUGAGCUACAGUGUACGACUCCGGCUCACGUUGCUGGGAUUGUUCCUGUGAGUGUGCCUCCGCUUGGCAUCGGAUUUGCAGCGCUCACAUUCACGUACACGACCGUGGGAACUACGCAGUCAGACGUGAAGGAGACGAUGGGUAACGAUCCUUACGUGAGUGCAUCUCUUACGCCACCAAACCCGAUGAUCACAGAGGUCUCGCCGUGGGUCGGUUGGAGUGGAACCGUCAUCACAUUGACCGGGACGCAUUUACCGAUUGGCCCAGACGUCAAGUGCAAGUUUGGAGCAGUUUCAGUGGAUGCUCAGGUGGUCUCGACGGCGCUGAUUCGUUGCGGUACUAUAGUUCCAGUCACUGAUUAUGAGGUCGAAGAGCAAUUAGUGGCGGUGACGACGAGCACCGGCGAUGAUAAUCCAAAUGUGACGGCUAUAUCGCACUACGUAACCACUCGUGGAGAUAUUUUGGAGGCUGACGCGACAGACGGAUGGCAACAAGGUGGUAACACUGUUCACGUGAGCAUCGCAAAAUGGGUCCCCGAAGGUUAUACAACGUGUUUAUUUGGCACAAUAUCAGUGCAAAGUCGAGGAGGGGACGGAUACGGGGCGAUUGGCAAGGCCUCUCUUUCUCGUUUGUCGCAGUGGUGGAGCGACUCGACCGACGGCACAGAAAUUGAAUGCGUUUCUCCAGCACAGGGUCCGGGGACUGUGGAGUUCGGGGUGUCGAUUUCAGGAUCAACGAUCAAGUCAUACAACGGAACGACUUUCACGUACAUUUAG
Ostreococcus tauri is the source of this 3330-nucleotide messenger RNA. RefSeq names its product Immunoglobulin-like fold. The transcript has a single exon. Bases 1 to 3330 code for a protein of 1109 amino acids. Lineage: Eukaryota; Viridiplantae; Chlorophyta; Mamiellophyceae; Mamiellales; Bathycoccaceae. The record is from RefSeq and is a predicted model, not a curated record.